Molecule: messenger RNA, 919 nt
Organism: Phoenix dactylifera (date palm)
Lineage: Eukaryota; Viridiplantae; Streptophyta; Magnoliopsida; Arecales; Arecaceae
Product: late embryogenesis abundant protein At1g64065-like
Source: RefSeq, a predicted model, not a curated record
GGCCGAGGGAAUUAGGCGGCAAAGGAAAAGCUAAAGCCUCGUCACCACCACCCAACCCUGCACACUUCUUUCUUCCUCAUCGAUGGAUACCAAAACUAUGGCGGAAAAGAAGCAGGCGAAGCUCCUCGCGGGCGUGGCACCCCCCCCGGUCAAUCCAAUCAGCAGCAACGAAGAAGGCGGCGCCACCACCGGCUGGCGAUCUGUCCGAUAUCUUCCCAAGCGCCGGUUCGCGGUCUGGGGCUGCGGCCUCACCGUCGCCGUCCUCGGCAUCGUCGUCCUUACCCUGUCCCUCACCGUGUUCAAGGUCGAAGAACCCACCCUCACCAUGAACUCCAUCAGCUUGACGAGCUUUGACGUCGAUAUUUUUACGGCCGACAGACCCAUGUCGCUGAACGCGACGCUUACCGCCGACAUCUCGAUAAAGAACCCGAACGCGGCGGUGUUCAGGUUCAGUAACAGCACCACCGUGUUCUACUACCAUGGGGAGACCGUCGGGGUGGCGUACGCGCCGAGCGGCAGGGUUUCAGCCCACCGGACGGCGAGGAUGAACGUGACGGUGGACGUGCUCGUCGACCGGGCGGUGACGCAGAUUAACGAGACGUUGAGCCUGCUAAGGGGCCGGGAGCUGAUCCUUACGAGCUUCACGGAGUUAAAUGGGAGUGUGGACGUGAUAGGGAUUAACAAACGGGACAUAUACGUGAUGACCAACUGUAGCAUGAAAUUGGAGGUGUCUCCCUUCUCGCAGAAGAUCAUUAACACGGUCUGUCUGGCUAGCGUCAACUGAAGGAAGACGGUUUGGGAUCUAUGCCUCAUAGAUUUCUAAGUUUUUCUCUUCCCUACUUGUGUGCCGUUGUAGGAGAUUUGUGCGUACAAAUUAUGUUUUGGUAAUGCUAUAUCUAUACAUUUAUAUAUAUUUAUA